UCUCAAAAUUUUGAACCCCUGUACUGAAUUUUUCCAGAGAAUAAAGGAGUUCUUUUGAGCGAUGACAAAAUCGAAAUUGAAAUUAUGCUCCAAGGAAAAAAAUCCCGUCUUAAUCUCCCGGAAUUUUAAACAUGCAGGGUUCGUAUAUAUAUACUGGCAUUAUCCUGUUCCAUUUGACACUUGAUUGAGACUAAUAAGUUUCGAUCAUUAACUUUGAUUGUCGAAAUCUUGAGUCAAUGGAGGAGAAAUCAGAACUGGAAAAUGAACUGAUGCGCUCCACUUCUCCAAAACCGAGUGUACCGAAUGGAUCUAAAGGAAACGAGUGUGAACAACGCGAGACCAGAAUAACGAAAGAGAAUUUGUACAUGGUAUUAGCGCUUUGGAUGGAAGAGUUUCCGGUCGUGGAACAAACAAGCAGUGCCAAACGACUUAACAAAGUCGGUGUAGUGUUCGUAUUGCCAACCGAUCGUGUCUUGGCUGCCGACUGUAGUCGCGAUGGCGUCCACGGAGUCGCCCGUGUUAUGGUUAACCACUGUGGAAAGCUUGAAGGUUGUAAAGUGUUUGUAUCCCGGAAGCCUUGUUCCCUUUGUGCUAAACUCCUUGUACAGUCAAAAGUUUCUCGUGUGUUCUACCUACCAAUAGAACCAGAAUCAGAAAACGAAGGAGAAAUAGCAAGAGCGGAUAACCUCUUCAAAAACAGUUCCGUCGGUCAAUCCGUGUUCGUUCCUUGCGUUGAACAAAAGGUUUUGGACAAACUCGAGGACAAGUUACCGAAAGAAAUAAUAACACCAGAUGACAUCAGCGAAUGUCGCGAUAACCUCUUGAAAAAAUGCGGGUGGAGCGCCGAGUGGUUUGCUCGCGCCCAGGCAAGUCUUCCUUGGCCAUGCUUUGAGGGCAAGAUGAAAUCUCAGGUUGACAACGAUUUCAAAUCCUUGAUAAAAUGGAUCGCCGUUGUCAAGGCCCCUAUGGACAAAGGUGUUGCUUUCCCAAAGGUUAAGCUUACGUCUGACUCUCGUGUCGUUCCUGAUUGCGAUGCUGACAACUUUCCAGACUCUAAAACAGCUUACCACAUGAUGAUUUUUGCGAAAAUGCUUGCUAGACAGACAGAUGACCCCAAGACUGGUGUAGGAGCUGUCAUUGUUAGAGGUCAAGUUCCAGAUAUCGUGUCUCUGGGUUGGAAUGGCUUCCCAUCCAAAGCAUUGUAUGGCGAGUUUCCAAGAGCUUCCGAUGACGACCGUGCGCUUCAAAAAAAGUUUCCCUAUGUUAUCCACGCCGAGCAAAACGCUCUGAUGGUAAGGAAUGUCAAGGAUUUGACAGACGGAAUCCUGUUUGUUACCAAGCCUCCAUGUGAUGAAUGUGCUCCAAUGAUCAAGCUUAGUGGCGUAAAAACCAUCGUAAUCGGCGAGAAAAUAGAGAAGAGUCGAGGCGGAGAACUGUCCUACAACCUGAUUAAAGAGUACAUUAAAGAAGGGAUCAUGACCUGCUAUCAGAUGGAGGCCACAAAAACAAAAGCAAAGCGUCUGGCUUCUGAUCCAGAAACAAGGAAAAGACUGAAAUCGAGCUGCUCGAAUUCAAAUGAUGUUUGAACGUUUCGAAGAAAUCUGUAAACAUUGGAUGAUUCAUAACAAUAUAAAUAACUAGGAUUUCCUUCUGGUUGAGGGAGAUUAUUUUGUCAUUGAUUUGGGUAACUUGUACUCUAGAAAAAUUUAACCAGUUCCAAUCAAGGAAAAUUGUCCGAUGUUUACCUAACCAAAGAAAUUUGAUAAUUUCAAUUUUAUAACUUCUCAUACCGUCGAAGAAUGUCUAGUUUCGAUAUCGACAGAAGCAUUGUUGAGCAACUACACUUGUCUGUUAUGGUUAACAUUUGUCUGGCUUGAAUGUUUAAAAAUUUUAUAAAUCUCUAUUUGGUUCUAUGCCUGAUGUUCGUUAUCCUGAUCUAAAACUAAAACACAAGUUUACAUGAAAUUCAAUGCGAGAGUUUCAUAUCGGCUGCAUACUUUUAAAACAAAUAUCUCUGGAUCUGCGGCUAAGAAACAGAACAAAACUUUUUACUCAAUUAACUGUAUUAAUAUAUUGUUGUUGUUUUUGUUUUGUUUUAAGUUUGAAAAUAUUGUAUAAUUUUGUACACCAAGAAAGGAUAAGGUAUAGCAUUACAGUGGCUACAGAUGCAUGGAUAUUUACUGAAUAGAGGAGACGACUGUAUUAUAUUAGGAUGGUUGUUAUAUCAACUGUAAGGAAUAGUUUUUAUGAACAAAAUUAGCAUUCAUUUCAAUAAAGC
This is a messenger RNA of Pocillopora verrucosa, 2278 nucleotides long. Its product is annotated as cytidine and dCMP deaminase domain-containing protein 1. Lineage: Eukaryota; Metazoa; Cnidaria; Anthozoa; Scleractinia; Pocilloporidae. Gene Ontology annotation, molecular function: hydrolase activity; zinc ion binding. Gene Ontology annotation, cellular component: cytoplasm. The record is from RefSeq and is a predicted model, not a curated record.